AUGGCCUAUCAAGGGUCUGGCGCGCAUUCACCCAAGUAUGAAGAUGGUCAUCGGCUUCAGGAUGUGCCUGCCUCGCAAUAUCGCGAAGACGAGGAUGCAUCCCGAGGCCUGCUCUCUCACCAGCAAGGCCCUUUUGCAACGCCUUUUGACGACCCUCACUCACGAGGAGUCUCGCCCGUGCGCCCCGCAUCGGGUUACAGCUUGACCGAGACCUACGCUACCGAAUCAUCCCCGAAUUACCAGGACCCUUACGCGACGGGCUCUGUGUACUCAGGUCACUCCGAGAGCCCCGCUGCAGCAUUUGGUGUCCCCGGCAGAGCCGCAUCUCCGUACGCCCGAAGUGAAACUUCAUCCACCGAGGCCUGGCGCCAGCGACAAGCACCUGGUGGUGGGCCAGGCGGUGGUACUGGGGGUGGCAACCUGCGCCGAUAUGCCACGCGAAAAGUCAAGCUGGUUCAGGGCUCGGUCCUGAGUGUCGACUACCCGGUGCCCAGUGCUAUUCAAAACGCCAUCCAAGCCAAGUAUCGUAAUGACCUCGAAGGCGGCAGCGAGGAGUUCACGCACAUGCGAUAUACCGCUGCGACGUGUGAUCCCAACGAGUUUACCCUUCACAAUGGUUACAAUCUGCGCCCAGCGAUGUAUAACCGUCAUACCGAGCUCUUGAUCGCUAUCACCUACUACAACGAGGACAAGACCCUGACCGCUCGUACACUUCAUGGUGUGAUGCAAAACAUUCGCGAUAUUGUGAAUAUUAAGAAGUCCGAGUUCUGGAACAAAGGUGGACCUGCAUGGCAGAAAAUCGUCGUUGCACUCGUAUUCGACGGUAUCGAUCCUUGCGACAAGGAUACUCUCGACGUCCUGGCCACGGUGGGUAUCUACCAGGAUGGUGUCAUGAAGCGUGAUGUUGACGGCAAGGAGACUGUGGCGCAUAUCUUCGAAUACACGACCCAGCUGUCUGUCACACCUAACCAGCAGCUCAUCCGUCCAACAGACGAUGGGCCAAGCACUCUACCGCCGGUGCAGAUGAUGUUCUGCUUGAAGCAGAAGAACAGCAAGAAGAUCAACUCUCACCGCUGGCUGUUCAAUGCGUUUGGUCGUAUUCUGAACCCUGAGAUCUGUAUUCUGCUAGAUGCUGGAACCAAGCCUGCCCCGAAGUCUCUACUAUACCUCUGGGAGGCCUUCUACAACGAUAAGGAUCUGGGUGGUGCAUGUGGUGAGAUUCACGCUAUGUUAGGCAAGGGCUGGCGCAAUCUGGUCAACCCGUUGGUGGCAGGGCAGAACUUCGAGUACAAGAUCAGUAACAUCUUGGAUAAGCCCCUCGAAAGUUCCUUCGGCUACGUCAGUGUCUUGCCAGGUGCGUUCUCUGCGUACCGAUUCCGCGCCAUCAUGGGACGACCACUGGAGCAAUAUUUCCAUGGUGACCACACCUUGUCUAAGCAACUAGGUAAGAAGGGUAUCGAGGGCAUGAACAUCUUCAAAAAGAACAUGUUCUUGGCCGAGGACCGUAUUCUCUGUUUCGAGUUGGUUGCCAAGGCCGGCUCCAAAUGGCAUCUGUCGUACGUGAAGGCCUCCAAGGCCGAAACUGACGUGCCCGAAGGCGCGGCAGAAUUCAUCUCUCAGCGUCGUCGUUGGUUGAAUGGUUCCUUCGCAGCUGGUAUCUAUUCGCUGAUGCAUUUCGGCCGUAUGUACAAGAGUGGACACAACAUCAUCCGCAUGUUCUUCCUACACAUUCAGAUGUUGUACAACAUCUUCAACACCAUCCUCACCUGGUUCUCGCUUGCCUCCUACUGGCUGACGACGACCGUCAUUAUUGACCUGGUCGGCACCCCCAGUGACAGCAAUAACCAUACGGCAUUCCCCUUUGGCAAGACCGCCACACCCAUCGUGAACACCAUCAUCAAGUAUAUCUACCUGGCAUUCCUGCUGCUUCAGUUCAUUCUUGCGCUCGGCAACCGUCCCAAGGGCUCCAAGUUCUCGUAUCUGGCUUCCUUUGUGGUAUUCGGUAUCAUCCAGUUGUACAUUGUCGUCGACUCCCUCUAUCUGGUGAUUCGCGCCUUUAGUGGGGGUGCGCCGAUGGACUUCACGACUGAUCAAGGUGUGGGGGCUUUCCUCAAGUCGUUCUUUGGCUCGUCUGGCGCAGGUAUCAUUAUCAUCGCUCUGGCUGCUACCUUUGGUCUCUAUUUCGUCGCGUCAUUCAUGUAUGCCGAUCCAUGGCAUAUGUUUACCUCCUUCCCCGCCUAUAUGGUCCUACAGUCCUCUUACAUCAACAUCCUCAACGUCUAUGCUUUCAGCAACUGGCAUGAUGUGUCAUGGGGUACCAAGGGUUCCGAUAAAGCUGAUGCGCUGCCCUCUGCCACGACGACCAAGGAAGAGGGUAGUAAAGAGGCGGUCAUAGAGGAAAUCGACAAGCCGCAAGCCGAUAUCGACAGUCAGUUCGAAACCACGGUCAAGCGUGCGCUCACUCCCUACGUUGCACCUGUUGAGCACGACGAGAAGUCCUUGGAGGACUCUUACAAGAGCUUCCGUACUCGACUCGUCACCUUCUGGAUUUUCAGUAAUGCUUUCCUUGCCGUCUGCAUUACCAGCGAAGCGGUGGACAAGUUCGGAUUCACGAACACUGCUACCGUUCGUACUGCCCGGUUCUUCCAAGCCCUUUUGUGGUCCAAUGCCAUCAUGGCCCUGUUCCGCUUCAUCGGUGCCUGUUGGUUCUUGGGCCGCACCGGUAUCAAGUGCUGCUUCGCGCGCCGGUAG
Molecule: messenger RNA, 2751 nt
Organism: Penicillium maclennaniae
Lineage: Eukaryota; Fungi; Ascomycota; Eurotiomycetes; Eurotiales; Aspergillaceae
Gene: chsG
Product: chitin synthase class III
Exons: 5
Coding region: 1-2751 (916 amino acids)
Cellular component (GO): cell septum; cell periphery
Molecular function (GO): chitin synthase activity
Source: RefSeq, a predicted model, not a curated record